Messenger RNA from Eurytemora carolleeae, 1871 nucleotides. Its product is annotated as carboxypeptidase B. Gene Ontology annotation, biological process: proteolysis. Gene Ontology annotation, molecular function: zinc ion binding; metallocarboxypeptidase activity. The record is from RefSeq and is a predicted model, not a curated record. Lineage: Eukaryota; Metazoa; Arthropoda; Copepoda; Calanoida; Temoridae. The transcript has 18 exons. The coding region runs from base 401 to 1672 and encodes 423 amino acids.
UGCAGUCUGAUAUUUCAAAUUCAGAUUAUUUGAUUUAACAGAAUUUAUAUUGAAUUAUUUAAGUUCUAUAUCAGUGGGUUGCAAAGACAUCUAGGGAUAAGAAAGUCAGAGUCUGUUGUUUCAAUUCCUAUCAUUGUACAUUCGUCAUUUUCAAGGCACUCAUUAUUAGAGUUUCUUCAAGAAAAUUAAGUAGACAAAUUUAAACUUUUUAAUACAACCUGAGACGCAGUUAUGAUUAUCUUUUAUUCUGUAAAUGAAAAAUUUUACGUUAAAAAAUAUCAAUUUUGCGAUUUAUUCAAAAUAUAGCUUUAUAGAACAUUGUAGAAAAAUGGUAUGCAGCUUAUUUGAACUAAAGAUUUUAAGAAAGUCUAUGAUGGCGUAUCUUGUCUAAUUUAUCAAAAUGAUACUCUAUCUAAUCCUCCUUCUACAUGAACCUUUAGAAUACGUCCAAGCUGAAAGUGUAAACUACAGCAAUCAUCAGUUCUUCAAUGUAUUCUGUGAUCUUCAAAACUCUAGACUGUUCUCAGCAGAUAAUGAUUGUGUUAUUCUUAAAGAAUAUAAAUUAUAUUCAAAACUUCUCUGUGAUGAAAAAAUCAACACAAAACAGGCUGGUGAUUGUAACGUAAGAAGAGAGGAGAAUAAGAUUGGAAGCAAGGAGGAAGAUGAAAGAAGAAGAAGAAGAGAAGUGAAAAGAGAAUCAAUGAAUCCAGGAUUCUUGGAUUUCAGUAAUCGUCUCUUUCCUGGAGAAUAUCACAGAUAUGCUGAAAUAGAGAAAUACUUGAAAAAAAUGGCGGCAAAGUUUCCACAAUUUUUCAGUUUAGAAGAUUUAGAAAGAACCCACGAGAAUAGAUCAAUUUAUUUAGUCAAAAUUGGAACUUCGAGAUUAGGUUCAGAAACUCCGACUGCUCUGGUGGAUGGAGGGAUGCAUGCCAGAGAAUGGAUUACACCAGCUACAGCUCUACAGCUGAUAUUCAAUCUUAUCAGCGUAUUUAAAGCUGAUAAAGAUAGUUGUAUGGAUCCACUACAGAGUAUGGAUUGGUAUAUAAUCCCUUUAUUAAAUCCUGAUGGGUAUGAAUACUCCCAUACCUCUGACAGAUACUGGAGAAAGAAUAUGCGCCCUGCUCCGUUAGGUUCGGAUUGUCCUGGAGUAGAUAUCAAUCGAAACUUCCCGCUUGGAUACGGACUUGGAGCUGAUUCUAAUCCGUGCUCGGAGGUGUACAUGGGAACUGAGGCUUUAUCUGAACCUGAAUCAAAAUCCUUGUUUAAUAUUGUGCACAGGUUGAAUAAAACUCUUGUUUUCUACACAUCUUUGCACGCUUUUGGGCAGUCUUGGCUUAUGCCUUACGGAUAUAUUGCUGAUAGGAUUCCUGAGUAUGAGAGGUUUGAAUGGUUAGCUAAACAAUCUUUUAAACAGAUGGAUUGCAGAUUCGGGGAACAGGUUCCUAGCAGAGAAUGGGAGGUGGGCGGCGCUGCUGAGAUUUAUUAUAUAGCUGGAGGAGCCAGUGAUGACUGGGUAUACAACAUAACAGGAGCGGUUUCCUACACCAUAGAGCUGCCAGAUGACGGACGUUCAUAUGCAUUCGAACUUCCAGCCUCCAGCGUCGAGGAAGUGUCCACUGAUAUUUGGAAUGCGCUCAGACACCUGGCCUUGAAUAUUCUGUCUGGAAAAUAAAAGUUCAGUUUUCUUCACCUUGAAACUGAACCAAACACUACAGACGGAACCAAGGAUCCAUGGGACAGAAAUAACGCAGUGAGAAAAAAAGUCAUAUUUGCAUUCGAAACUACUGGCACGAAUUUGUGGCCUCGUAGCUCCUCUAGCUUUGAUUCUCGUCCAAAUAUAAGAAAAUUAUUAAAAAUUCAAAAUUUUGUUU